Molecule: messenger RNA, 1102 nt
Organism: Cyprinodon variegatus (sheepshead minnow)
Lineage: Eukaryota; Metazoa; Chordata; Actinopteri; Cyprinodontiformes; Cyprinodontidae
Product: endonuclease domain-containing 1 protein-like
Exons: 2
Coding region: 32-931 (299 amino acids)
Molecular function (GO): metal ion binding; hydrolase activity; nucleic acid binding
Source: RefSeq, a predicted model, not a curated record
GGAGAGGGGACUGUAUGCUCCAGGUUUCAUCAUGUCUGUCUGUAAAACAGAGCAGAACCUUCUGUAUCUUUUCAUUAUCGCGUUGGUGGGAGCAGAGGUCCAGGAGAGCAUCUCCCCCGAGUGUAAGAAGUUCUUGUACAUGGGGACCAUACCAAGAGGGCUGGAGGAGCAGCCUUUAAAAAAGAUCUGUCAGUACUAUGCGGGCAAGCCACGGUUCUUCACCCUCUAUGACACCUUCAGCCACAUCCCUGUUUACUCUGCGUACACUUUCAAGCGCUCGGAUGGCUCCAAAGUGGUUGACAUCCCCUGGAUGUAUGAGCCGCAGCUUUCUUUAGUGUCUGGAUCCAGAGAGAUGGAGACGCUCCCUUCUGAACACGCUUACAAGAGUUUUGAAGAUUCUCAGGCUGUGCUUGACGACUACUCCGACUCUGUGAUCUUCGAGCGAGGUCAGUUGAACCCAGACGAGCACCAGGCCGAUCAGGAUGACAAAGCAGCUACCUACACUCUGACCAACGUGGUCCCCACGGUCCGAGAGUUCAACAUCGGUCCUUGGAAAAUGCACCAACACACCAUACGUAAGAGGCUGAACAACUACUGCCGUGGAAACGCUUAUGUGGUCACGGGGAUCACCACCUCAGGCCACACCAUUCGCCGCAAUAACAUCAACCGGCUAGGCAUCCCUACCUAUCUCUGGUCGGCCUACUGCUGCAUAGAUUUUGAUCACAACGCUCCAUACGCGGAGCGCACCAAGUUCCCUGCAUUUGCAGCUUAUGGGCUCAAUGACAGGGAGAAUAACAGGGUCCAGGAGAUGACAGUGCAGCACCUGGAGGAGUUUCUGAAGAGGGUAACAUAUGUCAGCAGCUCCUUCCAGAUCUUCUACGAUAACUGUGUGCCUUCCAAUACUGCCAUUGAUCACCUGCAUUUGGCUUAAGAAAAGUAGAUAAGUUAAAAAAGUAGACAGUCUUUACCUUUCAAUUUUAGCAUUUUGAUUUUCUCACAUUACUAAAGUAACAUGUUUCACUCUGUACCAAGGAUGCCUUGUCAGAAGCAUUAGUAACAACAGAUAGUUGCAGAUCACAGCUCUUUACCUAAACUGAUAUUU